GGAUGGAUGGAUUGGUUGGUUAUUCAAUUCAGCAACAGUGAAUAGUCGUCGUACAAGUUGAAUUUCAGGCCUCCCCAUUUUUGUGUAUAAAAGCACACAUACUCGAUGCUAUGGGGGAUGAAAUAUUAUAUAUUAUAUAUUUACUCCAUCAUAGAUCGAUAUAAUUACUAUAUAGGAACGUCUACUCAAUUGCUCGUAAUUAAACUUGAGUUGAAAUGGCGAGGAGAGUAAUGAAGGCAUGGACUUACAGCAAGUAUGGCGGCGCAGAGGUGUUGAAGCUUGACAGUGAAGUGGCGGUGCCUCAGCUGAAGGAAGGGGAAGUGUUGAUUAAGGUGGCUGCCGCAGCUCUUAACCCCGUUGAUUACAAGAGAAGGCUAGGGUUUCUCAGGGGCUUUGAUGCACCUCUCCCUGUAACCCCGGGGUUCGAUGUUGCUGGAGUGGUGGUUGAAGUUGGGAGUGGGGUGAAGGAGCUAAAAGUGGGAGAUCAAGUGUAUGGAGACACCACUGAGAAUUUUGGUCGGGAACCAAAACAGUUGGGCACCAUAGCCGAAUACACCGUUUCCCACCAGAACCUAUUGGCCGUCAAGCCCAAGAAUCUCAAUUUCGCGGAGGCUGCUGCUCUCCCUGUUGCGAUUGAAACUGCCUGCGAGGGACUCGAAAGGGCUGGUUUUUCUCAGGGGAAAUCCAUACUUGUCCUCGGCGGGUCUGGCAGUGUUGGAUCGCAGGUCAUUCAGCUUGCCAAACAUGUCUACGGCGCGUCAAGGGUUGUUGCGACUUCAAGCACUGCCAAGCUGGGAUUGGUGAAAAGCUUGGGUGCGGAUUUGGUCAUUGACUACACCAAGAGCAGAGUUGAGGAAGACCUGCAGCAGCUUGAUCACAAAUUUGAUGUAGUUUAUGAUGCAGUCGGGCAACCAGAUAUAGCCGUAAAGGCAGUGAAGGAAGGUGGCAGAGUGGUAGACAUAGUUGGUUCAGCCAGACGCAUCAAAAUGCCGCGCAACACGCCUCCUCCCAUUAUAUUUCCCCUCACCUCCAGUGGGGAUUUCUUGAAGAAGCUUAACCCCUAUCUGGAGAAUGGCAAGGUCAAACCAGUGCUCGAUCCCAACGGGCCCUUCCCUUUCCACCAACUUAAGGAAGCCUUUUUGCAUCUUGAAACCAAUCGCCCCGCCGGGAAAGUUGUCAUAUAUCCAAUUCCAUGAUACUAUAAUUUAUAUAUCAUCACAAUCAUGUCACACUCGCACACACCACAUCAUUAACAUCUAUCUAUCUAUAAGGCAAUGUUUGGUCGUUU
Molecule: messenger RNA, 1288 nt
Organism: Andrographis paniculata
Lineage: Eukaryota; Viridiplantae; Streptophyta; Magnoliopsida; Lamiales; Acanthaceae
Product: 2-methylene-furan-3-one reductase-like
Exons: 4
Coding region: 216-1196 (326 amino acids)
Molecular function (GO): oxidoreductase activity, acting on the CH-CH group of donors, NAD or NADP as acceptor
Source: RefSeq, a predicted model, not a curated record